Molecule: messenger RNA, 1212 nt
Organism: Cladophialophora carrionii CBS 160.54
Lineage: Eukaryota; Fungi; Ascomycota; Eurotiomycetes; Chaetothyriales; Herpotrichiellaceae
Exons: 2
Coding region: 1-1212 (403 amino acids)
Biological process (GO): mRNA splicing, via spliceosome; regulation of alternative mRNA splicing, via spliceosome
Cellular component (GO): nucleoplasm
Molecular function (GO): mRNA binding; N6-methyladenosine-containing RNA reader activity
Source: RefSeq, a predicted model, not a curated record
AUGCAUCCUUGCGACUUUCAGAGAGGUUCGCCCGCCACCUCGCCCACUCCGAACGCCCCAACAGGUCGAGGUGAAAAUGCCCUGUGGGUCGGUAACAUCCCGUCAAAUACCAGUGUCAUGCGUCUCAGAGACUAUUUCUCUGGCGCCAUGCAAUCACAACAUGACUUGCUCAGCAUCUCCUACAACCCCGAUGCGAGAUACGCAUUCGUCAAUUUCCGAACCGACUCAGCGCGCAUGCUCGCAAUACAGCAGGCGGCAUAUCACCUCUUUGACGGGAAGCGACUGGACUGUCGCAUCCGUCAGAACGGCUCCAGCAGAUCGACCAAAGUCAACUAUGGUCUCGACUCGGGACGUCCAGCUCAAUCCAUAUCGAUAUCCAGUGAUGCGCCCAGCACUCUGCGGCAUAAAGUGGAGGAGCUCUUACACUUCCCCGAAGCAGACAGCGCUCAAUACGGCAAGGAGAAAUACUACAUCCUGAAAAGCUACUCACUGGAGACUCUUUACCAAAGUCUCGGAUCUGGACUCUGGCACGUUCCCAAGCGGCAUGUCGAGCGACUCAAUAACGCCUUUCAGACAGCCAGCAAGGUCUACCUGAUCUUCUCUGUGAAUGGCUCAGGCCGCUUCUUCGGCUAUGCGGUGAUGCGGGCCGAAAUCACAGAUGAAGAACGCCUCCCUCCGUCUGCCAACGAAAAUCACUUCUCAACGCACCUGGUGCAGGAACCCUACGACAGCGAAUUGACAGAGUCUGGCAGCGAUUCGCAAUCGGAGUCCCCUUCACGGAGGCAAUCGCUUUCGUCCUGUGACACAUCUCCAUCAACUGGAUCGAUAUCCUACGAGCCCCAGAGAAGGAAGAUAAUAUGGCAGGCAUGGUCGUCGCCGCGUUGCCCGAGAAGUCGCUCAACCUCAGACGGCUCAUGUCCGUUGCCGAACCCUGUUACGUCGCCGAACUCGUUCGACUCGCCGAGCUCGAAUUCCCUCUCCUCAGACCUGACGAUCUGGACUCGGCCUUGCCGCAUAAAAUGGCUCUCGACGCAAAGCGUACCUUUCGAAGAAGUCCGUGGUCUCAGAAAUCUCUGGAACAGCAACAAGGAGAUUCACGUGGCGAGGAACGUCACGCCCGUGGAACCCGCCGCUGCGGCAACGUUGCUGGGGUACUGGAAAGGAAGCGAACAAUCCACAAGGCUCGGGAGAAUCGGUUUUGACACCAUCUGA